AAUACCAGAAGAAGAAACAAACAAUGAUUCGCGUAAUCGAAGAUACUUUUGGCACAGCCAUCAAUCCCAUGACUAAACAAACGGAGGAAAUAAAACGCUUUACCAUCACAAAUGGUAUGCAAAUGAAAGUGCAGGUUAUCACUUUGGGUGCUACCAUAACCAGCAUUGAAGUACCGGAUGCAAAUGGCAAAGUGGAGGAUGUGGUGCUGGGUUAUGAUGAUGUUGCAGGUGAGUACGAUGGAAAUCUGAAAAUUAAGAAUAUCGGAAUCAUAAUAAAGUCAAUUGAAAUUAUUUUUGAGAGAUUUUUGGACGGUUUGAAUUAA
This is a messenger RNA of Musca vetustissima, 323 nucleotides long. Its product is annotated as aldose 1-epimerase-like. Gene Ontology annotation, molecular function: carbohydrate binding; isomerase activity. Gene Ontology annotation, biological process: carbohydrate metabolic process. Bases 24 to 323 code for a protein of 99 amino acids. The transcript is spliced from 2 exons. The record is from RefSeq and is a predicted model, not a curated record. Lineage: Eukaryota; Metazoa; Arthropoda; Insecta; Diptera; Muscidae.